This is a messenger RNA of Saccharomycopsis crataegensis, 1803 nucleotides long. RefSeq names its product Ert1p (gene ERT1). The record is from RefSeq and is a predicted model, not a curated record. Gene Ontology annotation, molecular function: DNA-binding transcription factor activity, RNA polymerase II-specific; RNA polymerase II transcription regulatory region sequence-specific DNA binding; zinc ion binding. Gene Ontology annotation, biological process: regulation of DNA-templated transcription; cellular response to starvation. The transcript has 2 exons. Gene Ontology annotation, cellular component: nucleus. Bases 1 to 1803 code for a protein of 600 amino acids. Lineage: Eukaryota; Fungi; Ascomycota; Saccharomycetes; Ascoideales; Saccharomycopsidaceae.
AUGUCCAACGCGACAAAGCUUUGUAUAAAGCCAAAGACGAGGAAAAAGACCGCUAGAGCAUGUACAUAUUGCCAUCGUGCCCACUUGACUUGUGAUAGUAAUCGACCUUGUAAUCGAUGCCUUAGAAAAGGAUUAGCCGACACUUGUGUUGAUGCUCCCAGAAAGAAAAAGAAAUAUUUGAUGGAUGUAGACGAUGUUCAAAUAACUACAUCAUGCCCUCCUUCAAUGAAUAAUAGCAAUAACAAUAGUAUUGCUAGUGAUGCCAAUAGCAGUUUCCAGAGCAAUGCCAGACCAACACCGCCAUCCAGUAACCAAUACACUAAUCCACUACUAUUUGAUUCGGCAACUAGCUUCUUUUCUCAAAAUAACGCCUUCCAAGCUCCAACAACCAACCAGUUGUUGAAUACUAGCACAGAUCAAUUCCUUGCGCAGAACCUGUCUUCGGCCAAAGGUGAUAAUAAGGCAAAUAACCAAAAAAUAAUUAAUGAUGGUGACGGUUUGAAACAAUCUCAAGUUAAAAGUAAACGACAAUCCCGGUUUUCUUCGGCAGCAGCUGAUCUAGAAUACGCCGUGCUUACCAAUAUCAUCAAAAACCCUUUAAAUGAUAAUGGAUCAUUAGAUUUUUUGAAGCCAUCAUUAAUGCAAACCUUGCCACAAAAUAGCAACGACUACAGUCAAUUGGUUUCAAAUUUCUCCCUUUUCAGUCAAAAGCCAAAGGACAUAAAGAAUGUCCAUGAACAUAGCCAACAUCGCGUACCCGCCAACGAUAAUGGUUAUUCGCUUUUACGUACUACCAGCAGUGGUGCCUAUUCGGAAACCCCAACACCUCCAUAUGUAGGAUCCCCAAACGAUAACCGGUUAUCUGAACAAGGUUAUGAUUACAAUAGCCACAUGAUCCAGUAUGCCAAGCAUUCUUUUAAUAAUUUUAAUGAUGGGUCAUCAAUGAACCGAUCUUCAUCGUCAACUACUUCAAAUUUUGAUAUCUGUCCCCAGUGGGAUCCUUCAAUAAAUCAAUACUUCCUUGGUUUACUUCCUGGAUUGCCUGAUAGUAAACCUUACCUUACUUACCCAGACAUUCGUGAUGUCAUUGAGAAAAAUACAAUAGAUCAAGAAGCCAGGCCCCAUAGAUCAACUUUAUCAUUUGCCAUCGGGGUUCAGUCCGACAAACAUGUUCAUCAUCAUCAUCACCGUAAUGAUCAUAUGGAAUGGGGAUUACAAUUCAAGGAACCAGAAGAAAUUUAUUCCCAGGUCAAGAAACCCUUUUCGUACACUACAGGCUUCCAUUUGCUAGUGGUUUAUUUGCGUCAUAGAUUCCAUAAUGAUAAAACUGUACUAGUGAAACUUGUCAAAUCAAUGGCCCAGUAUCGUCCUAGUUUUACUGCUCAAGUCAUGACUCUCAAAGAAGAAGACUUGAUAUUUAUGGAGCAAUGUUUCCAACGUGCGUUGUUAGAGUAUCACAAAUAUCUCUCAAUCUCUGGAACUCCAACGGUUAUUUGGAGACGUACAGGGCAAAUAUCAUUUGUCUCUGAGGAGUUCACCAUGCUCACUGGUUGGAGUGUGGAAAUGCUACUAUCUAAAAUCACAUUUGUUGUCGAGCUCAUGGAUGAUGAGUCAGUGAUUGGAUAUUUUGAGUUGUUUAGUAAAAUUGCAUACGAGGACUACAAAGGUGCAGGAAUGAUUGAAUGUGUUUUAGUAAAUCCUAAGGGAGACAAAAAAAUCAGAACAAAAUGUUGCUGGACUUUAAAAAGAGAUGUUUUCGGGAUUCCAAUGAUGAUUAUCGGGAACUUUUUACCAUUGAUUUGA